This is a messenger RNA of Lachancea dasiensis, 1608 nucleotides long. The record is from the annotation of a GenBank genome assembly. NCBI's taxonomy places the organism in Eukaryota, Fungi, Ascomycota, Saccharomycetes, Saccharomycetales, Saccharomycetaceae.
AUGCUCCGAUUUACUCGACAUUAUGUUUCAACUGUUGGCCAUAAAGAAUUCCGGCUACUGCCUGAUUUCCAGCUCAAAUGUGGACUUGAGAUUCAUACCCAAUUGAACACUAGAAACAAGCUGUUUUCGCGGUCUACUAAUGAUCCAUUCGACUCCUACAAUGCUCCCAAUUAUCAUACCUCUUUCUUCGAUGUGGCUCUACCAGGAACACUGCCCAAGCUGAAUUACGAAGCGAUUUUGUAUGCCACUCGAUUGGCCGUGGCUCUCAACAGCGAAGUAAGUUCAUGCUCACAGUUCGACAGGAAGCACUAUUUCUAUGGCGAUCAACCUUUGGGGUACCAGAUCACUCAGCAUUACAAUCCAUUUUCAAAAGGCGGCUUCAUCGAACUCACUAAGGCGUUGGACGGUAUACACCAGGAGCGCCUCCACAUCGAUAUUCUACAACUACAAAUAGAACAGGACACUGGGAAGUCAAUUUACAAGGAGACAGAUCAGACGUCACUGAUCGAUCUGAAUCGAUCCAAUGUUCCUCUGAUAGAAAUGGUAACGCUGCCCAAUUUCUCAGACCUGAAGCAAAUACACUCUUUUAUCAAGAAAUAUCAAAACUUGGUUCGCCACCUGGGGAUUUCUACGGGUGACCUUGAGACAGGAGCGAUGAGGGUCGACGUCAACAUGUCGGUGAACGAUUUUUGUCGGGUUGAACUGAAAAAUUUGCCUAAUACGAGCUCGAUCAUGCGUGCCGUCGAGUUUGAGUACAAGAGACAAGUGGACAUAAUUCGAAGCGGUGAUGCCGCUAAGCUUUUAAAAUAUUCGGAAACUCGUGGCUGGAACGGCUCUCAGACAGUCAAAUUGAGAAGUAAGGAGACUACUAUAGAUUAUAGGUACAUGCCUGACCCCGAACUGCCUUGCAUCACACUGUCUGCAGAAGCAGUCAAAGGAGUAAAAGAAUCUUUACCCAUACUACCAGAUAAAAUCCUUCACCGUUUGAUGGCUUCACCCUAUGACUUAUCAUUGAAAGAUGCCAAGAUACUCGCCAUUAAUGCAAAUGGCCACGACCAACAAUAUAACCAAGGAGAACUACUCAAUUUCUACAUUGAGACCUUUGCGCAGUAUACUGCUCUGGUUGGAUCAAGCUUUAACGCAAAGCUACCAACGAAUUGGAUUAUUCACGAACUUUUGGGAAACUUAAACAAACUCGAAUUUCCACUGAGCUCAGCGUUAAUCGCGCUGCCUCCUUCCAACUUUGCUGAGCUUUUGAACCUUAUACAUGCGAAGAAAAUUUCAAGUGCAAGUGCCAAGCUUCUUUUAUUCCAUAUUCUAGAAGCCGCAAAACGAUCAGAUGUCGUGGAACCUGUGAAUCUACAAGAACUGAUAGCUAACUUCGAGCUUGACGCAAUCCAAGAGGUGGACCCCGAGGAACUGAGGAACAUUUGCUUGCAGAUAAUCUCAGAAGUUAACAGUCCAAAGUUACUUGAAGGAAUUGCGAGUGGCAAAAAGAAGGGCCCCUUGAAGUACUUGGUGGGCCAAGGCAUGCGCCUUUCCCAAGGUCGCAUCAAACCUCAGCUUUUUGAAGACACCUUCAAACAACUGCUGGGUGUUGAAUGGUAA